Malania oleifera is the source of this 2856-nucleotide messenger RNA. RefSeq lists its product as uncharacterized. Gene Ontology annotation, cellular component: nucleus; site of double-strand break. Bases 260 to 2350 code for a protein of 696 amino acids. The transcript is spliced from 10 exons. The record is from RefSeq and is a predicted model, not a curated record. Gene Ontology annotation, molecular function: protein binding. NCBI's taxonomy places the organism in Eukaryota, Viridiplantae, Streptophyta, Magnoliopsida, Santalales, Ximeniaceae. Gene Ontology annotation, biological process: regulation of DNA double-strand break processing.
AAUUAAUAAUUAACUAACUGCAUGUGCGCUUUACCGCGUGCAGCUAGUGUUUAAUAAAAUCCAACUGCAAAUUUUCCUCCCCUUUGAAAAAAGGAAGUCUCUCCCCGCGCCUUCCACCCUCUCUCUCUCUCUCUCUCUCUCUCUCUCUCUCUCUGGUACAGAUAUGCAUGCUCACGUAUAAAACUGGGGACGGGAAUCCACGCGAGUAGGGUGGUGCCGUAGCAGAGAACCGCCCAGCCAAAGUUUGUGAUCGUGAGAAAUGGAAGACGAAGCGGAUACAUACGAUGGCAUCAGAGCUCAGUUCCCUUUAACUUUCGGCAAGCAAUCGAAAUCCCAAACUCCUCUCGAAGCCAUUCACAACUCCACUCGCCGCCCAACUCCGACUCAAUCCUCCUCAUCUUCUCUUUCUCUCUCCCACACCACCGCCAGCAACGCCAGAACGUUCCCUGCCCUUUCCUCAAAGCCCUGGCUCACCUCCCUCAAAAACCCUAACCCUAAGCAUAACCCUCAUCCCAGUUCUCGUUUUGGCGCUAUUUCUGACGCUGGUGUUGAUUCUGGUCUUGCUGGAGAUGCUGGGUCGACGAAGAGCGGGGCGGACGACGACAAUGCAGGUAUUGGGCCGCCUCGGGCCCCACCGGCCUCUGAAUCUGGUGAUGGUGAUGAUGACGAGCUGAUGGUUGGGCCGCCUCGGCCACCACCGGCUUUGAAUUCGGAUGGUGGUGCAGAGGAUGAUGAUGAUGAUGAUGGAGUGAUGAUUGGACCACCUCGGCUCCCGCAGGGUUCGAAUUUGGAUGAUGAAGACGAUAGUGGCGGUGAUGAUGCGAUGAUUGGACCACCUCGGCCGCCGGCGGUGGUUUCAGAUCUCGAUGACGAUUCUGACUCCGAGGAUGAUGGUGAUCGGUAUCAUGUUCCGGUCAGUAACGAGAUCGUGCUCAAGGGACAUUCUAAGAUUGUUUCAGCUCUUGCUGUUGAUCACUCAGGAUCAAGAGUUCUUUCUGGUAGUUAUGAUUAUACAGUCCGCAUGUAUGACUUUCAAGGAAUGAAUUCUCGUUUGUCAUCAUUUAGACAGCUUGAACCAUUUGAGGGCCACCAAGUUCGUAAUUUAAGUUGGAGUCCAACUUCAGAUCGUUUUUUGUGUAUCACUGGCUCAGCUCAAGCUAAGAUUUAUGACCGUGAUGGACUUACCUUGGGUGAGUUCAUGAAGGGGGACAUGUACAUUCGUGAUCUAAAGAACACCAAGGGCCACAUAUGUGGACUGACAUGUGGACAAUGGCACCCGAAGACAAAGGAGACUAUUUUAACAUCAUCAGAGGAUGGAUCACUGCGAAUAUGGGAUGUAAAUGAUUUCAAGAGCCAAAAGCAGGUCAUCAAGCCAAAGCUGGCGAGGCCUGGAAGAGUACCUGUUACCACUUGUGCUUGGGAUGGUGAGGGAAAAUGCAUUGCAGGUGGUAUAGGAGAUGGUUCUAUACAGAUUUGGAACCUUAAGCCUGGAUGGGGGAGCAGGCCAGAUAUACAUGUUGAAAAUGGUCAUUCUGAUGAUAUCACAGGGCUUAAGUUCUCCAGUGAUGGGAGGAUUUUAUUAUCAAGAAGCUUUGAUGCUUCACUUAAGGUUUGGGAUUUGCGCCAAAUGAAAAUGCCUCUCAAGGUGUUUGAGGAGCUUCCAAAUCAUUAUGCCCAGACAAAUAUUGCAUAUAGUCCUGAUGAGCAGCUCUUCCUGACUGGAACAUCUGUUGAAAGAGAGAGCACAACUGGAGGUUUGUUGUGUUUCUAUGAUCGAGUAAAACUUGAACUUGUGUCAAAAGUUGGAAUUUCCCCAACUUGCAGUGUUGUACAGUGUGCUUGGCACCCUAAGCUAAAUCAGAUCUUUGCCACUGUGGGGAAUAAAAGCCAAGGUGGAACUCACAUACUCUAUGAUCCAUCCACUAGCGAGAGAGGGGCUCUUGUUUGUGUUGCACGUGCACCAAGGAAAAAAUCUGUUGAUGAUUUUGAAGCAAAACCUCUGAUCCACAACCCACAUGCUCUACCCUUAUUUAGAGAUCAGCCAAGCCGUAAGCGGCAACGGGAGAAAAUGUUGAAAGACCCAAUCAAGUCUCAUAAGCCUGAAAUGCCAAUAACAGGACCAGGCUUUGGUGGAAGAGUAGGUUCAACUAAGGGAAGCUUAUUAACCCAGUACCUUCUUAAGCAAGGGGGUUUAAUCAAGGAGACUUGGAUGGAAGAAGAUCCUAGAGAAGCUAUACUGAAGUAUGCUGAUGUUGCAGCAAAAGAACCAAAGUUCAUUGCUCCAGCUUAUUCCCAAACCCAGCCUGACCCAGUCUUUGCGAAGUCUGAUUCUGAAGAAGAAGAAAAAUGACAUGAACUUACUGGUUCAUUGUUUUUGCAAGCAGUAUUUUUGAGUACAAGCUGAGUUGAGAACUGUACCUGCUGUUUCUCUUACCUGCUGGACACCUGCUAAAGAUAUUGAACUGAACUUAGGUGCUUAUGCUGAAGGUUGAGCGGUGUGGAUCAUGCUCCCAGCUGCAGGUGCCAUUUGCGAAUUGCGGGGACGAGUUCAACAAAUGCGUGCAAGACUCCAUUACUCUUUCGUGAAAAAUGUACAAUGUACAAUGUACUCGCGGAGGUGAUUAAUAAUUUAAAGAAAACACUUCCAGACCAGGAAAAUAGAACUGUUGAUGCGUUGGGAAGCACUGAAUUUGGGUUGAAAGCCCACUUUUACAGGGGCAUAAGUAAAUGAUUGGGAGCAUAGGUUUUGAGAUUUCAAAUUUGUAUGAAUUUUUAGAUAAAAUUUUGUAUAAUUAUAUAUAAAUAUAGACAAACAUGAUUCACCCAAGUUCUUUUGGUGUUUCGUGUUUCCAUAAA